Carica papaya (papaya) is the source of this 792-nucleotide messenger RNA. The record is from RefSeq and is a predicted model, not a curated record. NCBI's taxonomy places the organism in Eukaryota, Viridiplantae, Streptophyta, Magnoliopsida, Brassicales, Caricaceae.
UAGGGUUUGGUUUCUCGAUUCUCUGCAACGACGAACGCUAAAGAAGAAGGAAGCAACAAAAGUACCCAAGAAGAAGGGAGUAUUUCGAUUCCGGUGUCGGUAUUCGGGAGCGAGAGAGAUGUGGCACGAAGCGAGAAGAUCGGAGAGGAAAGUGCACGACAUGAUGGACGCGGCUCGUAAGAGAGCGCAGAGGAGAGCCGUUUAUUUGGCGAAGAGGCGUGGAGAUCCUCAGCAAUCAAUUCAGGUCAUUGGCUCUCGCUGCCGUGUCUACCGAGACGAUGGCCUCUACCAAGCUACACAGGACCAGCAAGGCCUAAUACCUUGGAAUGGGAAGCAGGAUGUCUUGAUAGAUAGAUUUGAUGGUCGUGCCCUGCUUGAUUUUAUACGGGAGCCUGGGUCCCGUAGUUUUCGUACCCAGCAGAAGUCUGAAGAAGAGGAAGAACUAGAAGAGUUUGUUAAUUUUGAGCGUUAUCGGGAUUUAAUUAAGCUUCGACGUAGAGGAUGUCGAUAAUGAUGAGGAGGGUUUGCAACAUGUAAAUCAAGAGCUGGAGGCAAAGGUUGUAGCACCAUUUUUCUCAGAGAGACCUCAGCCAGCACAAACUCCUGCAAGCAAAGGCUCGUAUUCACAGGUUGGGUUCUCUUAUGAUGGAAAUGCAAAAGAGGAAGCACACUUGUCAGAUGCAGAGGAUGACGAGGAUGAUGACGAUGAUGAUGAAGAAGAUGAUGAUUUUAAUAGUGAUGAUAGCAAUGAUGAGGGGAUGGAUAUAAUUGGGAAAGAAUUUGGAGUGAAAA